Molecule: messenger RNA, 2344 nt
Organism: Carya illinoinensis
Lineage: Eukaryota; Viridiplantae; Streptophyta; Magnoliopsida; Fagales; Juglandaceae
Product: probable F-box protein At4g22030
Exons: 1
Coding region: 712-2052 (446 amino acids)
Source: RefSeq, a predicted model, not a curated record
CGGAUGUUCAAGAUAUUAGUUGAAAGGAAAAAUAAAUAAAUAAUAAAAAUAAAAAUUUGCUGAUUAAUAAACUCUUGGGCUCUCCAUUCUAAAUUGACUAGGUUGGAAUUGGAAAGGCGGAUUUAGAUAUUGGUCUUUAAGUUUAAACUCCAAAUCCUCUUCCUCUACGUUCAGAUGCAGCCUAACUGUCAGGACGUUGGACCUAGCCAUGUAUUCCAUAUGAUCUAAUAGGAUGAAUUGAAGAUAUUAGAGUCUGAUCACUAAUUUGGAACUGCAUGGGAACUGGACCCAACCUGUAAAGCAAUAAUAUAUCCGAUAUGGGGCCGGGGAUGCCCAAAAGUUGACCCGAUAAAAAGUAGAUUGUUAAACAAAUGAUGCGCGAUUACCAUGCUUUCUGCUUUUACGAUAUAAAUAUAUUUAUUUAUAGCCCGCGCGGAUUCAGAAUUAAAUGCACGUGUGUCCUUCUCAUUGACAUUCCAAUUAUUAUUAUUAUUAUUAUUAUUUUGAUCUGAAAAACCUCGGAAACAGUUUUUUUGUCUUAAGUCCUUGUCUGGUUCAAUUAGCUACUACUCGUUGACUGUUCAAAGUCAGCAAAGUCAUUACACUCGGCCUCUAUAUAGCUAAGACAACCAAUUUCAAAUACAACCACCACCAAAUCCAAGAGGCGAACUCAUCAGGGAGACCAGUAUUAUUGCCUAGAGAUAAUCUAACAUGGCCAUCCUUCAAGCUCCAAGAUCCACGUGGUACUCUUUGGGUUCAUCUUCGACCAGGCGUUGUACAAGAAUUAAUAUUACAGCCACAAUCAAUUUGCCAAGAAACCAGGUAAGUCCUCAUGAUCUAUCGAUCCCCAAGAUCAUCGCGAGUAGAGUUUUGGUUGAGGAAUUUGAAAUGAGGACUGGUCACACGACUCUACCCACCCCUGGUUCGGAGAAGAAUUACGAUCAUGACUCCAUUAUCAAUCUAGACAACUCCAAAAGGCGCAGCCCAAAUAAUCCUCCUGAUGCCAUGGUGAUUGCCAAGCUCUAUGCAAUCAUGGAUUCUGUUGCCGAUAGAGUGGAGAUGCAUAAGAAUAUCGGGGCACAGCGCGACAACUGGAACCUCCUCCUUCUAACAUCCAUUAAUGGAAUCACUCUAACUGCUGCAACCUUGGCUGGACUCGCAGCCACCAUUAAUGCAAGUGGUCCUCCUCUUCUGGCGCUGAAGAUAUCUUCUACCAUAUUGUAUUUAGCAGCCACUGGCAUGUUGGCGGUGAUGAACAAGAUCCAGCCAUCCCAACUAGCUGAAGAACAGCGCAACUCUGCGAGGUUAUUUAAGCAGCUUCAUCAAGAGAUUCAAACGACUUUAGCUGUCCGCGAUCCUACCGCCACAGACGUGAGUGACGCAAUGGAGAAAGUCUUGGCUUUGGAUAGGGCGUACCCACUUCCAUUACUAGGGGCAAUGCUUGAGAAAUUUCCAAAAGCUGUGGAACCUACAUUGUGGUGGCCGCCAAAAAGGCAAAGACAAGUAGGGAAGCUUGGUGAAGAAACAGAUGGAAAUGGAUGGGAUGGAAAGUUGGAAGGGGAAAUGAGAGAGAUAGCAAGGAUUUUGAAGAGGAAGGAUGUUGCUGAGUACUUGAAAUUGAGUAAAAAAGCCCUAAAAGUAAGUGGCAUCUUAGCAAUAUCUGGGCCCUUACUGACAGCAGUUGGAGCUUUGGGGUCUGCAUUUGUGGGCACUAUUCAUGGGACACCUGCGGUGAUGUUUGCAGUGAUUGGAGGAGCCUUGGCAAGCGUGGUAAACACAAUGGAGCAUGGUGGGCAAGUAGGGAUGGUGUUUGAAAUGUACAGGAGCACUGCUGGUUUGUUUAGGCUAACACAAGAGACAAUCGAGUCGAAUAUUAACGAGAGAGAUGUUGAGGGAAGAGAGAAUGGGGAAGUUCUCAAGCUGAAGGUGGCUUUACAGCUGGGCAGGAGUCUAACAGAACUCGAGAAUCUGGCAGCUGCAUCAUCAAGAAAUUAUAAGCAAGCCGUUGAUCAAGAUCUUGCGAGCAAGCUCUUCUGGCAGAUCAUUUACUAGAGAAGGUUUUUGGUCUGUUAAGUCCGAGGGAUGUUUAGAUUUGUAAAUGAGAAUAUCUGCCCACAGCUUCUUCCGUCUUCCUACAAAUAAUAGCCUCUAAUAGUAGUUUGUCACGUAGACACCGCAUUCCCUAAAUAUUGCUCCGCACCACACUACAUUCCGUUUUCCUCACUCCUGAUCCCCUCUCUUUCCGUGAGAAUCCCUUGACCGAAAACCGUCCUUUCUCUGUAUCCUCUCUCAUUUUUCAAUUCUAAUUUGGCUCGGAAGAAGCUAUUGUGCCGCCUCACUUGUA